Molecule: messenger RNA, 2259 nt
Organism: Talaromyces amestolkiae
Lineage: Eukaryota; Fungi; Ascomycota; Eurotiomycetes; Eurotiales; Trichocomaceae
Exons: 7
Coding region: 1-2259 (752 amino acids)
Biological process (GO): regulation of DNA-templated transcription; DNA-templated transcription
Molecular function (GO): DNA-binding transcription factor activity, RNA polymerase II-specific; DNA binding; zinc ion binding
Source: RefSeq, a predicted model, not a curated record
AUGAGUUCGAAACCUCAGACCCAGCGCACUUCGAGAACGCGCGCUAAAAGAGCCUGUAUUACAUGCAAUGCCCGACGGGUCAAAUGUAAUGUCGUCGAGAAACAGCCUUGCGAUAAUUGCCGGGCCGCGGGCUCGCAUUGCGAGAUUGGAGUGUCGAGGAGGGGGAAAUAUCCUCGUUAUAUUGUUAGCCCUCAUCCAAAUGUGGUACAUGCAACUCCACAACUUGCAGAAUCCGUGAAAAGUACAGCGAAUCCACCUAGAGAUGGAUCAAGAAUCAAACGGGACAUACUCUCUCCCGACACCAGCGCGCACGUUAACAGCACAACAUUCGAACCACCGCGCCCGCAAGUCAAAAGCGAACUCGAUCAGAUCAUUUUCUUCGGCGAAUCCAGUCCCCUGACAUGCGUCGUCGAAGAAGGCAACAAACCCCUCGAAGCUGGUGGCUCAAUAACCCAAUCAAACAAAAUCCGAUGGCAAUAUCCAAUCCCCGAAGACGUAUGUCGGCGAUCGGCCAGUUUUUCGCUCUUCGCAAGUCGCAAGGCGCGCAAAAUUGAGCAAUUGACGCGUGAAGGGGCUUUUGACUUUCCCGAGCCUGCUGUGUGUGAGAUGCUUCUCAGGGCUUAUUUUGAAUGGUUCCAUCCUUGUUUUCCGAUUGUCGAUAGGGUGGAUAUUAGCAAGUCGUGUAACGACAAGACGAUAUCGCCGCUGUUGCUGCAGUCUAUGCUUUUUAUCGGUGCUAGUCUGUGUAGUGAUGAGGCGCUUCAGGCUUCGGGGUUUCGUGAUCGUUAUGAGACCAAGUUCCAUUUCUACGAUCGCGGUAAAGAAAUUUUUGACGCGGAUUGUGAGACAGAUUCGUUGUCGAAGUUGCAGGCGGUGUUUCUGUUGAGUUUUUGGCGGAGUACCCCUGGCCACGAGAAGGAUACCCGGUAUUGGUUGGGAGCUGCUAUCAGUCUUGCUCAGACCGGAGGCUUGCACAUGCUGGCCAAAUUAUCUCUUCUAAAACCCAAGGAGAAGAGUGUAAGGAAGCGGAUAUUCUGGUCCCUUUACAUUCGUGAUCAACAAGUCGCCGCAGCUUACGGUCUACCACCCCGAAUCCGAGACGAGGACUGUGAUAUUCCAAUUCUAGAUGAGACGGACUUUGAUGAGUCAGGCUUCGUUGGAAAUAGGGCCAUCUUUGGCACACAACGACCCGAGCAUAUCUCGUACAUAAUACAGAUGGCAAGGGCGGCUCGGCUGCUUCGAGAAGUAGUCUCGGCAUCAUACCUCCCCGGCAGACUUCGAUAUGAUCCCAAGGAUCGUGAAAAACUAAAAGCCCGAUUGGUGCAAUUCGAGUCAGAAUUACCUCCAGAACUCAAGCUUUCACAAGCAUUAGAGAAUGGUACAAUGUACUUUGCGGGAAUUGUCAAUAUUACUUACAAUUAUCUAUACAUACUUCUUUACCGACCAUCAUACCUCGAUCCUUCUGAUGAAAAGAAACAAAAGGAAGGAAGACUCGCUCUUCAAGCUGCGUGCCAGUGUACUCGGAUCCUCGAGGAUAUGCUAUCUCACAAUUUGAUUGAGCAUGGCAUGUUGCAUUUAAUCACCAACAUAUUUGCCGCCCUCUGCAUCCAUACCGUGCAGUUCUCGCGCUCUGAAGGCACAGAACGAAAACUCGCCGAACACCGAGCAAAGCUCUGCUUACUUGGUUUGAAGGAACUACAAAAAUCCUGGGAUUUAAAUUACUGGGUCUUGGAAAUAUUCUUUCAUUGUCUAGAUGAAAACACGGCGGAAUACUUGAAGAUAUCUGAAGAGAAGAACAACAGCAACAAGACAGCUAUCAUAGCUCACACAACCCUGAAUACCGACCAUAUGAACAUCGACUCAACGGCAUCCACAACGGCGGGCAUUACAAACUCAUCGAGACAGUUGCAACUACGCAGUAGUCACUUGUACCCGGACUCAAUCAAACCAGCCUCAGCGGUGGCUUCAGUGGAAAGCUCUCCUCAACCUCAGCCACCAGCGGUACAACCAGCACAGCAGCAGGAACCGCAACAGCAACAGCAAAACCAACACCAACGGACAGAAGAAGUCCUCGACGAAGAUCAGCCUCAAAACUGGUCGGAGAUGACGCCCUUAUCUCUGCCCAGCAAUGAAGUCGACAUCGACUUGACAGAGCCGUACUUAUUUGACGAAGAGUUUGCACGGAAUUUUGGGUCCUGUACACCACGACUGGACGCAUUGAAUUCGACGAAUUUGGACUUUUUGUAUCGUUAUCUAUAA